AUGGACGCCUCCUCCCUCCGCAUCUCCAAGUUCGAUGGAACUAACUUCCAUGCCUGGAAGUUCAAGAUGCAGAUGGUGCUGGAGGAACGGGACCUAUGGGAGGUCGUCAGCGGUGAGAUCAAGGCGGAACAGUGCGAGACUCAGUUGGACCAAGCGACGUACAAGAGGAAGUCAAGAAAGGCGAUGGCAGUGAUCUGUCUAGCCAUGGAAGAUUCCCAGCUACCGUUGGUCCGGUCGGCAAGUGGUGCAUGCGACGCAUGGUCAAGGUUGGAAGACCACUUCGAGAAGAAGAGUCUUGCCAACAAGCUGUUCUUGCGCCGUCGCUUCUUCACGACAAUGAUGGAAGAAGGCGACGAUGUGCUCGAACACAUCAACAAGCUCAAGACGCUGGCGGAACAGCUAGAAGCGGUGGGGGCUCCAGUCUGCGAGGACGAUCUGGUGAUCACACUCCUCGGCAGCCUGAGUGACUCGUAUCAAUUCUUGAUCACAGCUUUGGAGUCGCGCUCAGACACUCUUAGCUGGGAGCUCGUGACGUCUCGACUGCUUCAUGAAGAAAUGAAGCGGAAGGAGCAAGGAAGUAAAGGUGAUGAAGCUUCGCAAGGUCAAGCGUUCAUCACAAGGGACAAUCAGCGCAAAGGGCGACCAGUGAAGAAGUCCUGGCCGUGCCACAAUUGCGGAAAGAUUGGUCACUGGAUGGCGGAGUGCCCCUCGCGCAUCCAAGAAAACACGGAGAGACACCGGCCACAGCGUGCUCAAGACAGCGGCGACCGCUAUCGAUCACAACGUGCAAACGUCGCUCAAGAAGAAGACUCGGGCGACUACCUCUUUUCGAUCGGUGAAACGACAUCUGCGAAAUCGAGCGACAUCUGGCUGGUCGACUCCGGGGCGACGCAGCACAUGACGUGCUCCAAGAAGUUCAUGCGGAACUACAAGGGGUUUGACGCUGUGGAUGUCCAUCUCGCGGAUGAUGGAAUCGUCCAAGCAAUCGGCAGUGGGGACAUUGUCAUGUCGAUGAAGACACCCCAAGGGAUGAAGAAAGGUGUGCUCACAAACGUGUGGCACAUCCCAAAGUUAUCCAGAAACCUGUUCUCGGUCGGCCGCUUCACCAAGGAUGUCGGCCCAGUGACGUUCACGAAGGAUGGGUGCUAUGGAGAAGCGAAAGGGACCAAGUGGAAAAUUGGUGCCCGUGAAGGUAAAGGACUGUUCAAGCUGCAAAUGACUCCAGUGGCGCCGGAACAAGCAAAUGCAGCCAAGUCGUCGGGAUGUCAAGGGGGCACCAAGUCGUACCUCUGGCACCUUCGGCUUGGCCACAUAGGUCACGAUGGACUCAAUUGCAUCGUGACGAAGAACAUUGGAAUUGGCAUCGACAUAUCUUCGGUGAAGAAGUGGGACGUGUGUGAAGGUUGUGCUCUGGGAAAACAGACUCGAGUGCGCUUCCAAUCAAACACUACAGCUCGCACCUCCAAACUCCUCGAAGUGAUUCACAGCGACGUAUGCGGACCGAUGUCGAUGGCAACUUUCAGUGGAAAACGGUACUUCGUGACAUUCAUUGAUGACAAGUCAAGAUACUGUGUCGUCUAUCUGCUCAAGAGCAAAUCUGAAGUUGCGGCGAAGUUCAUGGAAUACGCUGCGAUGGCCGAAACGCAAACCGGAAAGCGCGUGAAGUACCUUCAAAGCGACAAUGGGGGUGAAUACAAGUCCGACAAGCUGGCACGAUUCUGCGCGGAACGGGGAAUACAACAAAGGUUCACACCCCCAUAUACUCCUCAGCUAAACGGAGUAGCUGAGAGAAUGAAUCGCACGCUGGUCGAGUGUGCGCGUUGCAUGAUGGAACACGCUGGACUGGGGAAAGAGCUACUGGGGUGA
This is a messenger RNA of Peronospora matthiolae, 1866 nucleotides long. Lineage: Eukaryota; Oomycota; Peronosporomycetes; Peronosporales; Peronosporaceae. The record is from the annotation of a GenBank genome assembly.